ACACUUUUUUAGUCGUCUUUAAUAAUAAUUUAUAAAGUUUAGCCUUGUAGAGUGUAUUCCAUAUACAUAUGGUGAAUGAACACUUCUGAAGACUUAAUACACAUGGAAUAAUCACAUAAACUUUAGCCUAGUGACCUCGUCGCUUGAAGUUGAAGGACUAUCUAUCGUGCAUUCUGUUUAGGUAUGUCGGUUUGGUCAGCCAGCACAGUUGGAAAUAAUUACCACUGUGCGAACUCAGCCGGUCGUUACAGUCAGUGUAAAUCUUGGUGUCCAAAACUGAGCAAGCAUAAGUGCCCGAUGUCUGGAGAAACACCAAUUCAGUCGGCAGAGGCGCUGCACACUCCGGCCUAUCUGUCAUGGAGGAAGCUGCAACUAAGUCGCGCCAAGCUGAAAGCUUCUAGUAAAACCUCGGCUCUACUUUCCGGAUUUGCUAUGGUGGCUAUGGUAGAAGUCCAAUUAAAUCCACCAAACUCAACAAAGGUACCCACGGAAAUGCUUGUAGCUUUCACGGUAUGCACAACUCUCUUGGUAGCAGUACACAUGUUGGCGCUCAUGAUCAGCACAUGCAUUCUGCCCAACAUCGAAGCAGUGGGCAACUUGCACAUCAUACCUCUCGUGCAUGAAUCUCCACAUGAGAGAUUGCACUGGUAUAUUGAAAUCGCAUGGGCGUUCUCCACACUCCUCGGACUCAUACUCUUUCUUAUAGAAAUAGCUAUACUCUGCUGGGUUAAGUUUUAUGAUUUGAGUGCGACGGCUGCUUGGUCCGCAUGUGUCGUACUCAUUCCCGUAAUGAUAGUAUUUCUAGCUUUCGCAAUACACUUCUACAUGUCACUAGCGACGCAUAAAUACGAAGUGACUGUGACAGGGAUCAAAGAAUUAGAAUUGCUCAAAGAACAAAUAGAGAUGGGUGAUCACGAGGCCCGUAUGAAUAAUGUGACGUUACUAGAUCAGAGUCGUAUUGUCUGA
This is a messenger RNA of Diatraea saccharalis (sugarcane borer), 966 nucleotides long. The record is from the annotation of a GenBank genome assembly. Lineage: Eukaryota; Metazoa; Arthropoda; Insecta; Lepidoptera; Crambidae.